AUGACCGCAGCGGAAGAGGCUAACGAGGAUCACCACCAAGGUCACGGUCAGCAUUCAUUUGAGAUUACUCGGGACGACCUUUUCAAACCGUACAAGCCUUCUAGGUUUGAAAAAUACUUGUUCCCCUUCCUUGGGAGUCUAAUCGACAAACCUGUGACGUUGUUUAGAGAGCAAAUUAUUGAAAGGAUUCCAAGAAAGAAGUUUUAUUAUUACCACCAGCGCUUUGUUCGUGUUCCUGAAAUUGAUAGUUGCAGGGUUGGUGACAGAAUUUGUGUAGCCGAAGCUAACUCUCAAUUCCAUCGCGAUCGGCUUGUUGAUGCGAAUAUUGUGAGGAUUCUCCGCCAACGCGUUGAUGAUUGCAAGAGGUGGUACGACCGUGACUACGAAGACAUUGAACGCUUUUGCAAAUCCUAUAUCAAAGAUCAUGAGGAAGCUGCCACUAACUUUUUCAUUAAGUAUGGGGAACUCUACUACUGGAGUGACGUUCGUGACGCCUUCAUGAAACAGAAGCAUCGAAUGCUCUGGGAACGCGAUCAUGGUCCGAUAGGUCCUAAAUCCGAGUCCGCCUCAGGUGACAAAGAAGCGGAUAAUGCUGUGUCAGUUUUGCGACGCUUCCAUGCUAAUGUCAAUCUGCCAAAGGAGCUUCGACUCUAG
Molecule: messenger RNA, 654 nt
Organism: Hydatigera taeniaeformis
Lineage: Eukaryota; Metazoa; Platyhelminthes; Cestoda; Cyclophyllidea; Taeniidae
Source: the annotation of a GenBank genome assembly